Octopus sinensis (East Asian common octopus) is the source of this 931-nucleotide messenger RNA. Its product is annotated as zinc finger C4H2 domain-containing protein. Lineage: Eukaryota; Metazoa; Mollusca; Cephalopoda; Octopoda; Octopodidae. The transcript is spliced from 5 exons. The record is from RefSeq and is a predicted model, not a curated record. Gene Ontology annotation, biological process: positive regulation of neuron differentiation. The coding region runs from base 22 to 777 and encodes 251 amino acids. Gene Ontology annotation, cellular component: nucleus.
UAUGUUUACCACUCUCCUCGCAUGCAUUCUUCUUCCCCAGUUUUCAUUUCCGACGAUCGUCAAUCGAUCGAUCGAUCUCUCUUCGGAUCUCUGCCGUCAAUCACUGCCAUGGCCGAUGAACUGGAUAUCUUAUCGAAACUGGAAAGUCUCAAAGAACUCAGGGGCAGAAGUAUUCAUCUGGAGAAAAUCAAAAGCCGUCUGAAGCAGGAGUUUGAUGUUACAGAAUGUGAAGAACAAUGUCUUGAAGAAUAUAAGCAAGAGAUGGAAUUGUUACUUCAGGAAAAGAUGGCACAUGUUGAAGAAUUACGACUUAUUCAUGCAGACAUUAACUUGAUGGAAACAACGAUCAAACAAGCGGAAGAGGAGCGGAAUAAGGCCCUCGAUUCUACAAAGAGACUCUAUGAAGAAUAUACACCUCUUAAGGAUGAAGUAGAUAAUUUAAGAAUGUCUGUUGGACUAGAAAAGUUACCAGAUCUGCAAGACGAGGAAGAAAAACUCACUCCAGAAUAUUUUGAGAAGCAGAAUGUUGAAUGGCAGUCAGAGAGUGUUGAAUCUUCGUUGCCACAGUCAUUAGCAGUUGCUGCUGCAGCUGCACAGCAAAUUCAAGUCCCUCGCAAUAAAAAUGAACGCCAGACAUUCCGUCAGCAGCCACCACCAAUGAAGGCUUGUUUGUCAUGUCACCAGCAAAUCCACAGAAAUGCACCAAUCUGUCCCUUGUGUAAAGCUAAAAGUCGGUCGCGGAAUCCAAAGAAACCAAAACGUAAGCUGGAUGAAUAAACUGGUUGUAACCUUAUAUCUCACCACUCUCAAUUCCUCUAUUUUAUUCCAUUCCCUCCAUAGUUUCAUGUCUUUCUAUUAUCUUCUCAUCUUACAUUUAAAAGCAUUUCAUUUCUUACUCCAUAUUUAUAAUAAAAGUAAUUUUUUUCCUCUU